Colletotrichum karsti is the source of this 1602-nucleotide messenger RNA. Its product is annotated as phb depolymerase family esterase. Gene Ontology annotation, molecular function: hydrolase activity. The coding region runs from base 1 to 1602 and encodes 533 amino acids. The record is from RefSeq and is a predicted model, not a curated record. Lineage: Eukaryota; Fungi; Ascomycota; Sordariomycetes; Glomerellales; Glomerellaceae. Gene Ontology annotation, cellular component: extracellular region. The transcript is spliced from 2 exons.
AUGAACCACCUCCCCGUUGAGCUCACCUCGCUGAUAAUGGAGCACGUUGACGACCUCUCCACCCUCGACACACUUGUCCGUGCAAACGACGUAGCCAAAAGCUUCUACUCGCAGUCGCCCAAAAAGUAUUUCUACUCCGUCUUGGCCAACAAGAUAGGGGAACGACACAUGGGUGUCAUCUUCGCCCACGAACGACUACAACUACAGCGCGGAGGCUUUGACGGAGAGAAAGAGUCAGACGACGGGUACCACGCGCGGUUGUGGGACUGCAUCGACCGCCACGUUAACCAAAGCACAAUGGAGUCGAAGGUUUCCUGGCGGCGCGAGUAUCUUCAGUCCAGCGUAGACGACGCCCGCGAAACCAAGGGGAGGGUCGAGUUGUGCGAGAGCAUUAUUUCAGGUGUACAGGCUCAGUUGGAGAGUUUGUCCAGGCCGCGACUCUCCGCGGAAGCCAGACAAGACAUGCUCGUUGUGCUCCUCGAAAUUCUUCUGCUUACGAGGGUUCUUGAUUCCUCCCUGGGGUCUGCCAAACAGUUCACGUGCGGUUCUUUCGGGCCGUACUCGGGACUUUUCCACAGGAAAGAGGUUGAGGAUAUCGGCGAGGCGUACGGCUGGGGUUACGGCGGUGCUUUAGACCUCCUUUUCCGCAAGUUUGGCAUAUCGUCUCUCUCCAAAACCAUCCUCAUCCAAGCCAUAUCUCAAGUAGUGUCAGCUACGAGCUCCACCUCCACCAUGCUCUACACAAUCAUCGUCGCCGCCCUCAUGGGCCAAGCCAACGCAGCCCUCCAGCGCGUCACAGACUUCGGCUCCAACCCGACCGGCCUGACGAUGGAGAUCUCAGUUCCGGCGAACCUAUCCCCCUCUCCAGCCAUCGUCCUCGCCCUACACGGCUGCGGCGGCUCAGGCCAAGCCUACUCCCGCCAGGCCCAGUACAUUCCCCUCUCCGACCAGAAGGGCACCUUCGUCGUCAUCUACCCGUCCUCGACCAAGGACUUCAACUGCUGGGACGUCGCCUCGACGCGCAGCCUCACCCGCGAGGGCGGCGGCGACUCCACGGGCCUCGCCAACAUGAUCCGCUACACCGUCGACCGGUACGGCGCCGACCCGGCGCGCGUGUUCGUCACGGGGAGCUCUUCGGGGUGCAUGAUGACCAACGUACUCUCCGCGACGUACCCCGAUCUCUUCGCAGCUGCCUCGUGCUACUCCGGGGUCGCGGCGGGAUGUCUUGCCGGAUCACCCGGAUCGAGCCCCAUCAGCGCCGACCCGAAGUGCGCCAAUGGACAAGUCAUCAAGACGGGCGCUGAAUGGGCUGCGCAAGUGCGCGCCAUGUAUCCUGGGUACAACGGUAGCUACCCGCGAAUGCAGACUUUCCACGGCACGGCGGAUACCUUGGUGACGUAUCCCAAUCUGGGUGAGCAGCUGAAGGAAUGGUCGACGAUUCACGGCGUCAGCUUCACGAAGAACAACACCAACACACCUCUAAGCGGAUAUACGCAGAUUGUCUAUGGCGAUGGCACCAAGCUGGUGGGAAUCUCUGCACAGGGAGUCGGGCAUACCGUGCCGGUCCUUCCAGACCAGGAUCUCAAGUGGUUCGGGCUGUAA